CACGGAGGGGGUCCGGGUGUCAUACGGAGAGGAGAGUGGAGCGUGUUCCUGUCACCGCGGGAUGGCUAACAGGCUAACGUGCUAACAGGCUAGCCCCUGGUUAAGGCGGGGCUGUGUCCUUAAUGCGCUUCUAGUGCACUAGGCAGUGUCCAGGGGCUGUAGAGCUGUGUAUGGAGUGUGUAGUGAGCCUAAAACCGGAGCAGGGGUGUGUUUGAGACUCCGCCGCUGGUUAAAGCCCCGGGUUUUACUCUGAACAACGCGGAAUUAUUCCUGAUAAGUGUUCAUCACGAUGCGCGCGCCAGUCCUCACAGCGGAAUACUGCCGCUGUACAGGUGUUAUAAAGCGCUUAUAACGGGUGCGCUCGUGCCGGGACAUGCAGUGAGACAGGAAGAGAGAGUGAGACAGUGGAGACGUGUGUUCCUGUUGAUGGAUGUCGGAGCAGAGCUGUAUGAAGAUGGAGAACGGGAACACACACACAGCAGCAGCAGAGGUCAGCACCAGUACAGGGGCAGGAGGAGAGACCAGCACACUGAAAUCUGGAGGAGAACCUCACACUGAGGAGAACAUCCCCAACGGUCACGUCGGAAUGGAGCCUCUGGAGAAUGGAGAGCUUCAGGGAGAGACAGGAAAUAGCAGCUCCUCUCCCGUGUCGCUUCCUGGUGCAGGUGUGGCUUGUUUCCAUGACAGCGUAGAGAAGCCUGAGGGCUCGGCACUGCAGUCGCUCAGACUAAGUAUCCCAAUGCAGGAGACGGAACUGUCGAGCGAGCCAUCUCUGGAGAUGGAGAAUGAGGAGAAGAUCCGCCUGGAGGCUCGACGGCGUCUGGAGGAGCAGCUGAAGCAGUACCGUGUUCAGAGACAUCGGGAGAGGUCACAUCAUCGCUCGUCCCCUAAGUCUCGUCCCUGUAGUACCCUUGACCCAGAGCUCAUGCUGCACCCAGAUAUUUUGCCCCGUGCCUCUACUGUCGCCAUGACUACAGAGUACUCGUUCCUGCGCACCAGUGUUCCCCGCGGACCCAAACUGGGCAGUCUGGGCAUCCCGCCUCCCAAAGAGCGGAAGUCCAAAUCGUCACGAUCCGGAAAGAUCCACUCGCUUGCGGACUACAAAACCCCAGAUUCGUCCAGUGAGAGACCCUCGCCAUCCAGUGUUUCCGUCUCCACGGUUUCUGAGAUCAACACCAGCUCCGUCUCCACGGUUUCUGAGAUCAACACCAGCUCCAUCUCCACCCUGUCGGAAACCAGCGUCCUGGGCUCCGAAAACAGCGGGAACGACGGAGCGACAGAGCUCGGGUUAGCGGCUAGCAGGUCUACAGCUGAGAAGCAGGACGAGGAAGUGGUCGUGGGGCACUACCCCUCACUGAGGGAGGUGCUACAAGCAGCCAAUGAGGAGCUGGAGCUGGAAAAGGAGGGCAGGGUCAACGAGGAGUUGGAGAGCGAGGGCGGGACCGAGUCACGCAGCCGCAGGGACAGCUUCUCCAGCACUGUGUCGUACGGGAGCUCAGUGAUGGGGAAUCAUGAUGAGCUGCUGCAGGUGUUGAAGGAGAAGAUGAGGCUGGAGGGUCAGCUGGAGUCUCUGACCUCUGAGGCCAGUCAGGCUCUGAAGGAGAAGACGGAGCUGCAGGCGGAGCUAGCGGCGCUGGACGCGCGUCUGCGAGCUCAGUGCGAGGAGACGCGUCUGAGUUCUGAGCGGCAGGCGUCCCUGGCAUCCGAGGUGUCGUCCCUGCGCUCGGAGAGGGGCGGGCUGGAGAGGGCCAUGGCGGAGCUGCAGGGUCAGCUGGAGGAGAAGAACGCCGGCCUGGAGUCGCUCUCCAAAGACCUGCAGCUCGCCGAGCAGCAGUACCAGAGACUCAUGGGGAGGGUGGAGGACAUGCAGCAGAGCCUGAGCUCCAGAGACGUUACAGUGAGUGAGUUGCGUCAGCAGCUGACCGGACUACACACACAGCUGCAGCAGGUGGAGGCUGACCGCGCCGCUCUGAACUCCAGGCUACAGACGUCGCAGGCGGAGGUUCAGUCACUGCAGCAGCUGCGCAGCUGGUACCAGCAGCAGCUCACCAUCGCGCAGGAGGCCCGAGUCCGACUACAGAGUCAGAUGGCCAACAUGCAGGCGGGUCACAUGACUCAGAUCGGUGUGCUGGAGAACCUGAAGAUAGAGAACGUCAAUCUGUCUCACCAGCUCACGGAGACCAAACACCGCUCCAUUAAAGAGAAGGAGCGCAUCGCUGUCCAGCUGCAGAGCAUCGAGACGGACAUGUUGACGCAGGAAGCGACCAUCCAGCAGAUCCAGGAUGCGAAGUCGAUGGUGGAGAGCGACCUGCAGCAGAAACUGGAGGAGCUGGAGGAAGAGCGAGAGCAGCUGCUGAGAGCAGCCAGUAAAACCACAGCACUCGAGAGGGAGCUAGAAGAGGUGAGAUUGUCUCUGUCCCAGAAGGACGCUCAGCUCUUGGCGUUCCAGCGUGAACAUGUGGAUCUGAUGAAGAAGCUGACGGAGACGCAGGACGCUCUGCAGAGUAAAGAGCAGGCGCUGCAGCUGAUGGAGGCGCGCUACGAGCAGCUGCAGGCCGAGCUGGACGAGCUGCAGGCCGACUCCUCCGCCCGAGACCAAGAGCUGCAAAUCCUGCACAACGAGAAGGUUGUGCUGGAGGUGGCGCUGCAGGCGGCGCGCACCGAGAAGAGCCAGCUGGACGACGGGGCCGAGAAACUCGGACAGGACGUGCUGGACUCGUCUGAUGCGCUCCAGAAGCUCAGACAGGAAGUGCAGGUCCAGACCACGCAGAUCGAGUCCUUACAGCAGGAGAACGUCUCUCUGAAGAAACUCUCACAGAAAUUGAAGGAGCAGUUCAACCAGCAGAAGGUGAUGGUAGAGGCGUACAGGCGAGAUGCGGCUUCUAAGGAGCAGCUGAUCUCCGAGCUGAAGGCCACCAAGAAGCGUCUGCUGUUGGAGGUGAAGGAGCUGAAGGAGGAGGUGCAGCGGGUGGAGCAGGAGAAGAAGAGCGCCGAGCUGGAGCAGCAGCGCCUCCUGCAGGAGGUCCAGAGAGUGCAGCAGCAGAUGAGCAGCCUGGAGGAACAUCUGCAGGAGGUGCAGAGCGAAAGAGACCAGCUCGACAUGCAGCUGCAGUCUGUACAGUUUGACCAGAAUCAGCUGUCUGCAGUCACGGAGGAGAACGAGGUCCUGAGAAAGAAGGUGGAGGAGAUGCAAGGCGAGGCCAAGAAGGCGAUUUCGGAGCAGAAGGUGAGGAUGAAGAGGCUGGGGACAGAUUUGACGAGCGCGCAGAAGGAGCUGAAGGCCAAGCACAAGGCGUACGAGAACGCGGUGAGCAUCCUGAGCCGACGGCUACAGGAAGCUCUGGGGGAGAAGGAGACAGCAGAGGCGGAGCUAGUGAAGCUGCGAGCGCAGGUGGACGAGGGCGGGAACAACCAGGCUCUGCAGGCGAAGGUGGAGUCGUUGCAGGCGGAGCUGAACACCGUGCUCCAGAGUAAAGCCCUGCUGGAGAAGGAGCUGCAGGAGGUCAUCAGUCUGACCAGUGCCGAGCUGGAGGAGUAUCAGGAGAAGGUGCUGGAGCUGGAGGAUGAGCUGCAGGAGUCACGCGGCUUCAGGAAGCGGAUCAGACGCCUAGAGGACGCUAACAAGAAGCUAACGCUGGAGCUGGAGCACGAGAAAGGGAAGCUGACCGGACUCGGACAAUCCCACAACGCGCUGCGGGAGCACGCUAACGUCCUGGAGGCUGCGCUAGCCAAGAGAGAAGCUGACCUGGUCCAGCUCAACCUGCAGGUUCAAGCCGUGCUGAAGAGGAAGGAGGAGGAAGACCAGCAGAUGAGGAACCUGGUGCAGACGCUGCAGGCUGCUCUGGAAAAGGAGAAGAUCAAAGUGAAGGAGCUGACCGAGCAGGUGGCUGAGGCGAGGCUGGAGGCUGCUCAUAACCGCAGGCAUUACCGAGCAGCCGUACUGGAGCUCAGCGAGAUCAGGAAGGAGCUCCAAGCCAAAGAGGAGCUGCUGAGAACCCUGCAGGAGGAGGCCAGGAGACUCGAAGCUCAGGACACUCAGCGCUCUCAGGAGGUGUCCCGCUUCGAGGCCGAGCUGGCUGAGGCUCACACACAGCUGCAGAUCUUACAGAAACAGCUGGAUGAUGAGGUCAACAAACAACCGCUCACUAAUCAGGAGGUGGAGGAUCUUAAGUGGGAGGUGGAGCAGAAGCAGCGGGAGAUUGAUGCACAGCGCCACCAGCUGGAACUCUCGGAGAAGUGCAACCAGAAAGAGCUGGACACCAUGCAGGAAACACUGCAGAGAGUGCGGGUGGAGCUGGAGAUGGUGCAGGAGGAGCUGACCAACACCAGAAAGGAUAAGUUUGUGCUGCAGGCAAAGGUGGGUGAGCUGAGGAACAGCAUGAAGAGCCUGCUGCAGCAGAACACGCAGUUCAAACAGGAGCUCAAACACGCACGCACACGCAAGCAGCGGAUGGAGGUGAAGUGUGACUCCACUCCUUUGACCCCGGUGAAGAUUCCGGACUGCCCGGUUCCUGCGUCGCUAUUGGACGAGCUGCUGAAACCGGCCGCCUCCGUCAACAAGGAGCCGCUCAACAACCUGCACAACUGCUUACGACAGCUCAAGGAGGAGAUGGACAGUCUACAGAAACAGAUGGAGGAGCACACGGUCACCGUGGCGACCUUCGUCUCGGCAGAGGAGGAGCUUCAGAAACUGGGUAUCCACAACGACGGGGGUUUGUCCAAUCAGGACAAGGAGGCGGAGCCCGAAGAGACAGCCUCUUCGUGAAGCCCCUGUCCAGUCAGUGAGAGGACACGUUUUAUCCUGACCCGCACUUUUUAAUGGACCGGUUUUAUUUACGUUUAUCUCGCCCAUAUAUGGUCGUGUCUCAUCUUUGUUGGACCUGAUGCUUUAUUUGUUUGUCCUUUGUGUUUUUCUUUUAUUUAUCUGUUGGAAAGUUGGAGGACUGUUGCUAGAAUUCACCAAAAAUCACGUGAGGUAUAUAACGAGGUGUUCAGCAUGUGGACACGCCCCAAUUAGUGUUCUCUCGGGGGUUAGGCUGCCUAAGCAGGGCACAGAGAGUCUCCCCGGGUUCUGUCUGGCUCGGGUAUAGUCUAAUAAUAUGAUGACCCUUGUGAUGGUGAUAAUGUGGUUACUGGACACACACCGAGUCCGGUUCUGAUCCCAUAGAAUUCCCUGAACAGUGUUGUGGACACAGUCCUAAUAUCAGAGCUUUCAUACCUCUUCAUCUGCUGAUUCUGAAUCAGAGUGGAAUUGAUUCUUUUGAAUCGUUGCUGUGUAGUGAUUCAAUCUCACACUGCACAUGUUCACAUAUCUAAAUAAAAAACAUCUGAGGUGUGUGCAGUGCUGAACGCGUUCAGUGAAGUGUGUGUGGGUGUGUGGAGGGCUGAACGCGUCCAGUGAAGUGUGUGUGUGCGUGUGUGUGUGUGUGUGUGUGUGUGUGUGUGUGUGUGUGUGUGUGUGUGUGUGUGUGUAGGGCUGAACGCGUCCAGUGAAGUGUGUGUGUGCGUGUGUGUGCGUGUGUGUGUGUGGGGCUGAACGCGUCCAGUGAAGCGUGUGUGUGUGUGUGUGUGUAGGGCUGAACGCGUCCUCGUUCAAACACAUUUAUUCGGUGACAGAAACUAAAAUCUCAUCAGAGCGUUACCAGUGAAGUGUGUGUAGAAUCCCUGACGUGACCCAGGUACAGGGACUAGAGAGUGCUCCGAAAUCUCACCUGCAACGCUAAAACCCAGGUUCGUUCAGUUUCUGCAGCCAUAUGAUUCAGAGUCAAAUUAGUGUUGAAUCAAAGUCGAUUCAGAGUCGAAUUAAAUUCAAUUCAGAGACGAUUCAGAGUUGAAUCAGAAGAGUUGAGUGGGAAGGAGACCGGAUCCUCAGGCAUGACGCCGUGCCUCUGUCCAGCUGGAGGCUCGCAGCAUGCUGCGAUGUGGCCAGUAAGAUGAAGUGCAGGCUGCAGACUGACCCCACAGUGAUGAAUAUUGUGUAGAUGUUUAUAUGUAAAUAAAACAGAUCUAUAGACGUGUGAAGGGGUGAGAGCUGAAUUCUGGCUUUGACCCAGCCGAAAACGGUUCUGUUUUUUGUUCUGUUCUGUGCAGGAAGUCGUGUGUGUGUGAUGUGUAACAGGGUAUCCACACACAGCGCUCGUCCUCACACUCUUGGUGAGGAUCAGGAGUUAAAGGGCUGUAAGAGCACCGUCUCUAAACCUCACGAUGUCUGUGAGCGUCAGUCGGUCAGAUCACGGCCGUUACUCUGACACGUUGUUGGGAUGACCGGACGCCCAUAUUUGGUGUUGUCCUGUACACAUUGUACACGUGGGUCAGGAAUUAAAGGGCUGUUAAUCGCUGAGUAAAGAGCAAAAGCACCGGCUCCUGAAUAAACUCGCCUCCCUCUCUGGAGUCUUCUGAAUCCCCGCCCCCAAGCCCCGCCCUCAGGGAAAGUCACCGCGGCGAUGCUCUCAUCACAACACUGUGCUGAAGUUACAGGGUCACGCCUCACUGAUCUCAUUACCAUACACCACACGCUCGGGUGGGUCACUUCAGUUAGGUAGCUCUCUCUCUAUCCUUCUCUCUCCCUCCUCCUCUUUAACUUUCUCUCUCUCCAUCCUUCCUUCUCUCUCUGUACUUUCCACAGCUUCCAAAGCUCCUCUGUUGGAGAGAGGCACUCCUCACUCUGUCCUGCUCACAUCAUCAUCAUUAUUAUUAUUAUUAUUAUUAUUAUUAUUAUUAAUGUUAUUGUUAUAUGAUCAGUUCUCAUGAGGUUGCAGUAAAGUACUGAGUCGUCGUUGAGAGCUGAAUCACUGACGUGUGUGUGUGUGUGUGUGUGAGAGCGCGGCGUCUCUGCAGUGUGUCAUUGAUCCUGUAUAUAAAAUGGAGCUGUACUCACAGAGAUGGACACUGACUUUGCACAACUGACCGGUUGGGGGGGGCAGUUGAAGAUGUACAAUAUUCUUUUGUUUCUGACUGAUCCUGAUUUACUGUCGUGUGUGUGUGUGUGUGAGACGAGACUAACUCUUGCUCUCAGUGUGCUUCUGUGACACACACACACACACACAAGGUCCAGCUUUGGCACUGGAACCUCACAGCUCCUGGGAGAUAAUAGAGAUGAGCUUUAAAGUGGACGUGUGCUGAGCAGCAGCUGAUGGUCGUGUCCACUCUCCUCACUGACCAAGCCUCAGUAAAAGGCAUGUAUUGUGAUGCUGAGAGUCUCUGCACAGGUCUACUUUAACGCUGCUGCAGCGGCACUUUAAGGCUGAAGAAGAGUGUAUAUGAUUGUUCAUGAUAAAGUUUAAAAUAAAUAACAGAUUUACUUCCA
Hemibagrus wyckioides is the source of this 7306-nucleotide messenger RNA. It is a transcript of the gene golga3, whose product is annotated as golgin A3. The transcript is spliced from 24 exons. NCBI's taxonomy places the organism in Eukaryota, Metazoa, Chordata, Actinopteri, Siluriformes, Bagridae. Bases 431 to 4765 code for a protein of 1444 amino acids. The record is from RefSeq and is a predicted model, not a curated record.